Messenger RNA from Cyprinus carpio (common carp), 670 nucleotides. RefSeq lists its product as uncharacterized. NCBI's taxonomy places the organism in Eukaryota, Metazoa, Chordata, Actinopteri, Cypriniformes, Cyprinidae. Gene Ontology annotation, molecular function: GTPase activator activity. The record is from RefSeq and is a predicted model, not a curated record.
UUUAAUAUUAAAAUAUUGUUACUUUUAUUCCUCAUUCUACCGAAACUAUAUUAUCGCAAAAAUAAAAGACUUUUAUUCUGCCUUGCGCAUGCGCGUGACUGAGAGCGUCUCGGGGUAAUGGCUUUAGAAUCGGCGACCUCUAACGGUACAACUGACGAAAACCAUCCAGAAGAAAGCGACGGGCGGAAAAAAGGAUGGUUAUUUAAGAAAACUCACUACACCAAGCGCUGGAAAAUGAUGUGGUUUCAUAUCAGAGAUGCACAGCUUGUCUAUGGUUUUAAUGAAAAGUCGGCAGAAAAGGCCAUUAAUCUGGUUGGAGCAAAGGUGGAGAUGCUGGAGGGUGAUGGGAAGCUUGGCUGGACCGUCACACCGAAGCACAGCACGCGCAGCUUCAUGCUGCAGGCCAGCACCGCAGAGGAGCAGCAGGCCUGGAUGAGCGCCAUAUGUGAGGCUCAGCUGAGCUCCGAGCAGCACAGCUCCAAUGCAUGUGUUCUGCAGUAACUAGAGAGAGUUUAUAGUUUUCUACACAAGAUUGUGUUUACUUUACGUUAUUUUAAAACAUGAUUUAUGUAAGACAUUUUUGAGAACAUCGUUUCCUACACAGUUCUACUUCUUUAAAAAAAAGUCAAAUUUGUUACUGUAUAUGUUUUAAUAAAGCACAUUGAUAGUU